Molecule: messenger RNA, 2332 nt
Organism: Annulohypoxylon truncatum
Lineage: Eukaryota; Fungi; Ascomycota; Sordariomycetes; Xylariales; Hypoxylaceae
Product: S-adenosyl-L-methionine-dependent methyltransferase
Exons: 3
Coding region: 175-1935 (586 amino acids)
Biological process (GO): polyamine biosynthetic process
Source: RefSeq, a predicted model, not a curated record
UGAAUCCUCUUUAGCCUGUAAAUAUAUCAAACAGACAAGUAUAUGAUAUGAUAACUCCAACAGCUGGCUGUUGAGGGCCAAUUUACUAAUUUCCAUUCAGUACUUUGCUUCUUACCGUACUCCUAGCGUAUGUUUUGAAUCUAAUUUUGUAGACUCUCAUUCAUUACUCUCACCAUGCCUCCACGAAAACAGGUCUCGAAAAAGGGGCCGUCUAAGGUUGGAGGCGCAAAGAUGCCGGAGACGAAGGAAGAUUUCGAGGAGGAGCUCAAGUUAAUGGCAGAUCAAGCCAAGGAUGAAAGCUGGUCCAAUUGGGCAGUUCAGCAGGGUAUCAUCUACGGCAAAGCCUUGUCGCUCAUCGCGCUCAUGGCUGUUUAUGCUAAUGUUUCCCUGCUGACUUUAUCGCCUGUAUAUGGUCAAAUCGCCGCAACUAGACUACAUGAGAGAAUUGUUUGGUCAGCUUUGUUCGUGGGAUGGGGAGGAAAUCUGGCCCUAAGGCGAGCCUUGCCAGUGAAGACGAUCACGCUGCUGCCCCUGGUAGCCGCGUACAUCCCCAUGGCGCAAUUCUUCCUCUUCCAAGCGAGUGAGACCUUUGGUGCGAAGCUAGGACCAGCUAUAACCGAGGCUUUCACAUUAUUUCCGUUAGCUAUGUUCAGUACGGCCUGCCUUGCGGAUGUCCUCGAAGGUGCUGAUCUAAGCCGCUUGCCGAAAUCGAUUGCAGGCCCUGCGCCUGGUAUGGGCUCGUAUGCUGUUCUCAAAUUCAUCGAAGCACAGUCGAUGCGGCAAUUGAUCUCUCAGAUCGGUAAAUCGGUCUUUCAAACUCGUGUUGGUUUAGAGCUGGUGUUAGCCUCAGCGUACAGUAUUUUAGCCCCAUCGAAACUCAUAGUUUGGGCUAUUCCGGCGCUUUUACAUACUACGUUCUAUAAUACACACCUUAUGACACCUAUGGCCACGAGUUCCUUAAACACGACACUCCAUACUAGCGGGUGGUCACUGGUUGAUCGGGGAGAGUCAACGACAGGGUACAUCUCAGUUCUGGACAGUUAUAAGGAUGGGUUUCGAGUUAUGCGAUGCGAUCAUAGUCUACUCGGCGGUGAGUGGACUAAAUUUGAGCGCAAAAUAGUUGCGGAACCAAUCUAUAGCGUCUUUACACAACUCGAAGCUGUGCGCCUUGUCCAGAUUCUGAACAAAGCACCAGAUAAUGAAGCGAAGGCUUUGAAUAUCGGUCUUGGAAUCGGGACCACCCCAUCAGCUUUGAUAGCUCAUGGUAUCGACACCACUAUUGUUGAAAUCGACCCGUUGGUCUAUGGCUUUGCCAAGAAAUAUUUUGGGCUGCCAUCGAACCACACAGCAGUAAUUCAAGACGCUAUCUCAUGGAGUCAAUCUAACAAGGAAGAACUCUACGAAAACUACGACUACAUUGUCCACGACGUAUUUACAGGUGGCGCAGAACCAAUCCCGCUAUUUACCGAAGAGUUUCUAUCGGGUCUUAAACACAUGCUUAAACCCAACGGCGUGAUAGCUAUCAAUUAUGCUGGUGACUUCACGCUUCCGCCUCUUGGUAUCGUCAUGAAUACGAUCAAAACAGUCUUCCCGUCAUGCCGAAUCUUCAGGGAAGGAGAACCACCUUCGGCGGAAAUGGUCGAGGAAACAGGUCGCGAUUUCGACAAUGUUAUCGUCUUUUGUACGAAGACGGACGAGAAAGUUACCUUCCGGAAACCUACCGAUGCCGACUUUCUCGGUAGUCUCUCUAGGAAAGCAUACCUCUUCCCCAAACAUGAAGUAGAUGAAUCGGCCUUUUCGACUACCGCCACAGAUGCCGGAAUUCUCAGGGUGAAUGAGACCGAGAAGCUAGCAAAGUGGCAUGAUCAGAGCGCUCUUGGUCAUUGGGCUGUCAUGAGGACUGUAUUGCCGAGACAUGUCUGGCAACAGUGGUGAACGAAAUUCUCUGCCCAUUGCGAGUUCUGUACGUUCCAUUAUGACAACCUAUAUACCCAUUACCUAACAGAGUUAAUGUAAAUGUACAAUUAAGUGCUUGAGCAUAUCAAAUUGUUAUGCCAACGUAAAGUGUUCUGUUCUUUUAGGGUAUUAUUGUACGUAAAAACACAGCCACCAAAUUGAUUUAAUCAUUUCGAUAAGAAUGAAGAAUUCCUUCCGCGAUACUAUAGACUGUGACUUCCUCAAUAUCUCAGUCUAUUGCUAGGUGCCCUACGAUUUUCGUCCUACCCCUGAAUCUUAGUGGCUUGCCGCAACUUGCGCGCCGUAGGCCGCCUGAUAAAAUCUGCCAAGUUCACGUGAAGACUGCUCAUAUUCUAUUUUAUUCAGUAUCCAAGAC